Leucoraja erinaceus (little skate) is the source of this 2067-nucleotide messenger RNA. RefSeq names its product SPG21 abhydrolase domain containing, maspardin (gene spg21). Gene Ontology annotation, molecular function: CD4 receptor binding. The coding region runs from base 258 to 1187 and encodes 309 amino acids. The record is from RefSeq and is a predicted model, not a curated record. Gene Ontology annotation, cellular component: trans-Golgi network transport vesicle; cytosol. The transcript is spliced from 10 exons. NCBI's taxonomy places the organism in Eukaryota, Metazoa, Chordata, Chondrichthyes, Rajiformes, Rajidae.
UGGAGGUGCCCGGAUGCGCCGCCCGUUGACGGUCACGAGCCGGCAACUUCCGGCCGGAGAUGAUGGCGGCGCCGAUGUCCAGGGUCGAGCUUAGUGCAACCUCCUGGCUGAUACCUUCUCUCAGCUGAUGUAUCUGCUCUUCCACGCUACAUACCACGGGCAGAAUUGGGAUAUCCAUGUCCAUCGCAAGUAAAACCACCAAUGACCAACCUGCCUAACAUAUAGGCACACUUAUUACAUUAGAUGUUUUAUUCGCAAUGGGUGAGAUAAAGGUCUCCCCUGAUUAUAAUUGGUUCCGGAGUACAGUUCCAUUGAAAAAGAUAAUAGUGGAUGAUGAUGAUAGUAAAGUGUGGUCCCUUUAUGAUGCUGGGCCCAGAAACAUAAGAUGUCCAAUUAUAUUUCUUCCCCCAGUCAGUGGAACUGCAGAUGUAUUUUUCCAACAGAUUUUAGCCCUAACUGGAUGGGGUUACAGAGUUAUCACUUUACAGUAUCCUGUUUAUUGGGACAUCCUUGAAUUUUGUGAUGGAUUCAGGAAACUUUUAGAUCAUCUGCAGUUGGAUAAGGUUCACAUUUUUGGUGCUUCCUUGGGAGGAUUUUUGGCACAGAAGUUUGCAGAAUAUGCACACAAAUCACCCAGAGUUCAUUCCCUUAUCUUGUGUAAUUCAUUCAGUGACACAUCUAUCUUCAACCAGUCUUGGACUGCCAAUAGCUUUUGGCUGAUGCCUGGAUUUAUGCUGAAAAAGAUUGUUCUUGGAAACUUUACAACUGGCCCUGUGGAUUCCAAAAUGGCGGAUGCAAUUGAUUUCAUGGUUGAUCGGUUGGAAAGUUUGGGGCAGGGUGAGCUGGCCUCUCGUCUCACUCUUAAUUGCCAGAACUCGUACGUAGAACCUCACAAGAUUAAAGAAGUUCCUGUUACGAUAAUGGACGUCUUUGACCACAGUGCACUUUCUCAGGAAGCCAAAGAAGAAAUGUACAAAUUGUACCCAAAUGCAAGGCGGGCACAUCUGAAAACUGGUGGUAACUUUCCCUACUUGUGUCGGAGUGCUGAAGUCAACCUUUAUGCACAGAUCCACCUGCGGCAGUUUCACGGCACGCGGUACGCUGCAAUCGACCCGGCAAUGGUGAGUGCCGAGGAACUUGAAGUACACCGAGCCCAACUGGACAGCAUGAAUGAAGAGGAAUUGUAACUAUCACUUUCCCCCCCAGGAAAGAACUUUUCCACAGGAAGGCACUGUGCUGAGAACUCUUGACUUUUUAAAAAUAAGUGUCAGUGGUACCUUUUUUAAAAAAAAAGGAAGGUGUCUUCACAGAACAAAUGUUGAGAUGUCAGUUUAUUUUUGUUGCUUAUUACUAAUGAAAUAAAUGCCCGGAAAUGUGUGUUGCCAGCCCUAAUCUCUGGGCAUUGUUGGACAAUCGCCAAUCUACACUCCAAGCCAUGUAUCAACAACUGGCAAUGCAAGUGACAGCUAUCCUUAGACUUAUCCCUUGCAUCAACUCUAUUUUGUACAAACUAAUUUUACUUCAACUCAUUCUUUGAUACGGCAUUGGACCAGAAAUGCUUCAUGCCAACCAGACACCUGGUAGUUAUUGAUACUGGGUUGGUAUUUUACUGAGGUAUGUGAAUUUGUUUUUUUUUGUACUUAAUUUGAUAUCUUAAAUUGAAAAUAUUUUAAAUCAUUUAGAAAGUUGCCAGAAUUUGUUUUGAAGUUUAUGCAAAAUCAUUAAAUGUACACCUUACUUUGUAUAGUCACUAACUUGUGAUUUGCCACUUAUUCUGUUUACAGCUGCAUAUAUAAAGCCAGGAUUUGAAAGCUUAAGUGCGUAACCUUGAUUAUUUAUAAGAUAAUAUUUUAAACUGUAAAUAAUCUUAUGUUACCUGACCGAACUUGUUUGACUACAAUAAUUUGAUUGGAAGACAGAUAUUCAUUGACGGUACGAUGUGUUUUCUAUUAUAAUCUGGUUUGUGUGUUUGCUGUAUCCUGUACAUUUUAAUAAAUAAAGUUUGGAACUUUACCUAUUACCGUUUGCCAAAAUAGGUAAAGUUCAAAACUACUUUUAAGAACAUCA